GUUGAAACUACUAAUAGCAGUAUAAAAUUCCAUUUCACCCACGCGCCAAAAUCUCAGCUUUUGUAGGACAUUCAAAUUUCGAACCGAAAAAAGAAUGUACUACUCCGUUGGCCCGCAGCACCACCAGGCGCCGCCGUGCGAGACUUGUGCUCAAGGUCACAGCACCGCCUUCAACCUCCCAACCUCCGAAGGCGGCAAAAUCUGCCUAGUUUGCUUCUCAAACCUCAUUUCAAACCCUAAAUCCCCCACAAUUCACGUUUCAUACGCCAUUUCCCAGCUCUCCCAAGCUCUAGGUCAACCGCAAUUCCUCCACACCUUCGUUACUUUCCAUUCCCAUUUCCUAAUUUCGCCGCUCGUUCACGCGCUCUCGGCGUUCAACGACUUUGCCCUCGCCGGACAAAUCGUGGAAUUAUGUUUGCAAAUAUGCGAGGCGGCUCGUGAUUCUGAUGUCUUCGGAGAUUUCAUCGCCAAAUUGGCCGAUCAUCUAUCUUCGUACUCGCUCGCUUGGAGUCGGCAACAAGUCUACAUUCUGCACUGCUUGGGCGUUCUCUUGGACCAUCAGAAGAAUGAUCCUCUUGUGCAAGUCAAAGACAAGCAUGCUCUUGUUUCCAAUCUUAUCACAGGUCUUCAGGUGCCAAGUGAAGACAUUCAGGGAGAAAGCCUGUUUGUUUUAUACAAGUUGUCCCUCAUCCAGGCUGUAGAUGAUCGUAAUAAUUUUGUUGAAGUUUUAGAAGCCAACUGCGCGAAGCUGUUUCACUUAUCACUGGAAGCGCUCAUGAAGACUCAAGAUGAUGACAUCCGCAUGAACUGUGUUGCACUUUUAACAGUGUUUGCUCAUAGAGGAUGGUUUCAGACUUUCUGUAUGAGUGAAGUUAUGGACUACUGUGAAUCUGAGAACUUCAUGCAGACAGUGGAUCAAGCAUAUGACCAGUUCCCUCUAAUUACCCUAUUUGCCGAGGCUAUCAAAGGCCCGUUACUUUCCUCAGACAGCCAAGUUCAAGUUGCAACAUUGGACUUGAUUUUUAUGGGCCUUUCAAGUAGAGCUAACUCUGCAGAAGAAAUUCAAGUGCUAGUGGAGGAGAACAUUACAGAUUAUGUAUUUGAAAUACUGAGAUUAUCAGGAUGCAAGGAUCCAGUUGCAAGCUCUUGUAUUCGGGUUCUUGAUCUUUUAUCAACAGCAGUGCAAGCAUUCAGGCAAAGGCUUGCUAUUGGUUUUCCAACUCUGAUACCUGCUUUGCAAUAUGUAGCUGAAGUCCCUUUUCACCCUGCACAAACUCAAUCACUGAAGCUUGUGUCGUACUGUGUUUCGAAUUGCCCAGGAGUUGUCUCCACCUCUCAUGUUGAAGAAAUUGGCCUAAUUUUGACAGGGUUGCUAAAGAAGCAUAUUGAUGGUGAGUCUGGCAUCGCAUCAGAGACGUUCAAUUUGGCCUGCUCGUUGUUAGUUUCUCUUAUGACAACAUUUUCUGCUAGUGCAUUAAAUUUAAACUCACUUCAGGAUGCCUCAGAAGGUGCUGUUUUGACUUGUUUGAGAAGCUAUGACAAACACCCUGACCAGUUUCUGUAUGCACUAUAUCUAUUUAAAGAGGCCUUUUGUUUCAGCUUCAAAGGUAAUCAGAACAAGCCAAUCAACAUGGAUUUGAUAAGCAGAAAUUUUUAUCUAUGUAAAACCCAAUUAUUACCAUGGUUCAUGAGGACCAUCAAUAGCAUAGAUGAGGAAGACAUCAUCUUGGGGGUGGUCGAAACAUUCAACGCUAUCCUGAUGCUGGAUUCCAAUGCUGAAACGAGGAUAUUUGCAGACACUCUGGUCUCGUCGUCUUGGUUUAGUGUGCUAUUAGGAUGUUUAGGCUCAUUUCCUACUGAAAAGAUGAAACUAAAUGUUUAUGGGAUUUUCAGUUCAAUAGUUGAUGUACUUUCGGGAAAUAAUGGCGGUCAAUCCUUAAGAGUUGCUGCUUCCUUGUUACCUUCUGACCCCAUGGAUUUGUUAUUCCUACUUGGUCAGAAAGGCUCUCAUGAUGUUGAACUUCUUUCUUGUCAGUCAGCAGUGCUGCAGAUACUCUACAUCAGCUCUUUAUAUGAUGAUCGGCUUGCAGAUGAUAAGUUGGUGUUAUCGUCUUUAGAACAAUACAUUCUGCUCAAUGGCAGUGAUUUUCUGUAUGGAGCUUCUACUUCAGUUGCAUUUGAUUUGCUCGUAAAUGUUUAUGGGCUGUACAGAGGGCUGGCCAAGACUGGCUACCAAGUUCCCUAUAGCAAUGAAGCUGAAAAACUUCUCUUUGAAUUGUUGAAUCAGAAGGAGUGGGAUUUGCUUUCUUUGAACAUUCAUUUUAUGUCCCUAAAAUGGCUUUUUCAACAAGAAAAAAUCUGUGGGCCAUUGACGGAACAGAUGCUGAGGUUAUGCAGGUGCAGCAACUGUGGAGGACACAGUGUUAUUGUCUAUGGUAAAGAUAGCCAAAACUUAGAUGUGACUUUGAUCGCAGACUUGAUAGUCGGAGGGGAUAAUUUUGGAGCUGUGAUUCUUGUAUUUUUACUAGGAGACCUAAUUGAGAAGGAAGGCCCGGAAGAUGACAUGAUCUCAGUAGUUAAUACCAUUUUGGAAAUAAUUCAACUGCAGCCGGCUGCUUCUGAUCAGUUAUGCAUGCAUGGGUUAGCCAGACCAGUCUGCAAUAUAUAUACCCACUCAAGAUAUUCCUCUGUCCCUGACUUAAACGUGGCCACCUCCAAACUUAUACUUACCAUUUUAUGCUCAGUAAAAUCUGAAUCCCUUGAUGAACAUGAUGCUUGGGUUGACAUUGUCGCUAAGUUGAUUGAUUACCUGAUAAAUACAAUCAGAUCAGAAUGUUGGAUGGAAGAAACUCCUCUGGUGAUUGGCAUUCUUGCUUUGGUAUUGCACCACUCCACCGAUCAAGCACUGGUUGAAGCUUCAAAAAUUGUACUUUUGAGUACACCGUUAAACGCAGUCAUAAAUACAACUAUCCUUGAAGCGUGUUCAAAGGGACAUGCUCUAAUCGAUCAUGAUGAAGGAACUCAAACUGGAGAGGCUCUCAUGUUUUUGCUUUUACUGAUAUUCUUUUCCUUGAAAAGUUUUCAGGCUGUCCUUCCAGGGAUGAUUGAAUGGUAUACCUUUAUUGAUGAAGUCAGCCAGAAGCAGUCAGCAUCCUGUACUAGUCUUCGUUGCCAUGAUUUCUGCAAAUUAUUGCACUUUGGCUCUCCGCCAGUAAAGCUCAUUUCUUCUUAUUGCUUGCUGGAGAUACUGAACAGGAUCUCAACUAUGGAAAGCACUAAACAAACUAAGCCACAUAUCAGAAGAGGUUAUCUAUCAUCCAUAAAGGCCAUUUUAGAAGGCUUGAUAUUCUCUAGUGAUGUUACCGUCUCAGUAAAUUGUUCCCUCUGUCUGUCAUUACUCAUUGAGUGGAAAGAUGAGAAUUUUGAGAAAUCUGCAGUUGGCACGAACACUUGGUUCAGGAUGAUAGUAGAGGAACUGGUCAUGUCAUUGACAGUCCCACACCUGGCAUCAAAAUCCUUGCCGAAUUAUCACAAGCCGGCAAUCAAUGUCACUAUCGCUUUGUUGAAAUUGAAGGAAAUUCCUGAGUGGAUGACUAUUGUCUUUGAUGAACCUCGUAUUACUGGAAUUAUCAAAAACAUUUCGACAAGUAACUUGACAACUCACUUGGUACUCUUGUUCCGUGAGCUUCUACAAUCUGGAUACCUAACUGCUGAGCACAUCACCAGUCUUAACCGAGUGUUCCAGGCAUGCAGGCAACAUUUAUAUGUAGAUGAGAUGAAAAAUGAUAGCAAUUACGAGAAGAAGACCAAAGCAAAUGAAGUUCCCAAUGGUGUGGGUAACAUUUUCGAGUUGCUUAUUAACCUCAUGUCGUCUCACAGGUCUACUGAUACAAGCCUACGAGUGGAGAAUACGAAUAAAGACCUGCUCGCAGAGAUAGAAUCAUUCUUGAAGUGCCUAAUGGAAGAGGAGAAGAUCUAACAUCAUGAAGCAUUUGUGACGGAUGUAUUAGGAUCAGGGUUUUCGGGCCAUAGGGUAUGUUUUUGUCUCUCUAAUGUCCCAACAGGAAUUCCAAAGAACUAAUUACCUUCUCAGGCCAAGCCUUUCAGCAAAGUAUCUUGUUCAUUAAAAUUAGGUUAGGCCAUAGGUGCUUACAAAACGUAGAUCAGACAUAAAGAUGAGUUUACGGCUUUUGCCAAAUCAAGGUGUUCAUCAUUGGCUUUUAAACUGAGGAAGAGUCAUUAUAGAUUUUCCA
Oldenlandia corymbosa var. corymbosa is the source of this 4253-nucleotide messenger RNA. Lineage: Eukaryota; Viridiplantae; Streptophyta; Magnoliopsida; Gentianales; Rubiaceae. The record is from the annotation of a GenBank genome assembly.